AUGUCGUUUACUUCCAAGACCUCCAAGUCUCAUGCAGAGGCCACAGUGAACAAGUUAUUUUCUAGCUUGUUACCAGGAACGCAGGGAACUACUUCCAAACAAUCAUCAUCUUUGUCAUCAGCCGAGUUACUUAGUAUUGAAAUUGAAAAUAAGAAUAAAUUAAGUAAGGAAGAACUCAAGAAAAUCCACAAGCAGAAUAAAUUUAAGCAACAUAAGAAAAUAAAGAAAGCAUUAGAAGAUGAGAAGAGGUUCAACAAAUUAGCGAAAUACCAUCUUAUCAAGCAUCAUAAAACAGGAGGAGAAUUGUCAGAAGAGGAAGCGAAAUAUUUGAAGAAGCUCGUCAAGAAGAACGUUAAUUCGUUGAAUAGAGUGUCUGAAAUCGAUGAUAUGGAAAUCAAAUCAGAAUUAGAUCAAGUGAGGCAAGACAUCUUGAAGAUCAACAAAGAGAAGCAUGAUAAGAAAGCCAAGAGAAUUCAAAACAAGAAAACGAAAGAUUUUAAUAGUAAGGUCGCUAAGGGCAUGAUAUCGUAUCCUGGAUUAACUCCUGGUUUAGCGCCUGUUGGAUUGGAUGAUUCUGAUGAUGAAUAA
Molecule: messenger RNA, 588 nt
Organism: Debaryomyces hansenii CBS767
Lineage: Eukaryota; Fungi; Ascomycota; Pichiomycetes; Serinales; Debaryomycetaceae
Exons: 1
Coding region: 1-588 (195 amino acids)
Source: RefSeq, a predicted model, not a curated record